AUGGAGCCCACCACCAAAGCACGAUCCAAACAAUCCUUAACCACCUCAGCGAUGUCUAAGCCAUCGCCAACGCAGACCGUGCUCAGCAGCCAAUCACCGACCACUGUAGCCUCAGCCGGCCAAUCAGGCAGCACGACACCAUCAUCACACGCAACACUAGCCAGCAAGUCCUCAGUUCCCUCAACUAAUCAAGCAGUGAUACCAGCAAGUCAGUCAUCCUCCAGCCAAACAACAGCAAAACCUUUCACAGUCAACCAAUCCGUAGAUUCUCAAUCUACUCAUCAAACAGCCAACUAUUCCAGAAAUAGCUCACAAACACCAGACAAAUUGACCACCUAUCACUACCCAGCACCUUCUGACUCAACUCUGAUUGACCCAUCUAUCCAAGUAUCAACUAAGACAACAGGAAACCCUGCAAACAGAAUCUUCUCUCAUGAUGAACGUCCAAUUAAUGCUUCAGUUUUCACCAGAAGGGCAAAAGAAGCUCUGAGGUUUCAUAUGAUUUCAGAGUCAUGUUCCUUCCGAUGCUUGAAUGGUGGUUGGUGCACUCAGUCUAAGUCAUGUGACUGCAGCCUUUUUCAGGCCACUGGAAAUAGGUGUCAGACAGUUCCAAAUCCUGGCCUGGAGAGGGAGAUGACAUGCAGGACUUGGGGUCAAUACAACUUUGAGACCUUUGACGGCCUUUACUAUUACUUCCCUGGCCGAUGCUCGUAUACACUACUGAAAGAUUGUGAGGAAACUUCUCAGGCCAGCAUUGUUGUCCAGGUGCACAAUGAUGCAGGCUGUGGCGCCGAGCCUUACAGCUGCCAGCGCUCAGUCAGCCUCUUCCUUCCAUGGGAAGGUGAGAUCCAGUUGCACGCCACUGAUGUGACAUUCAAAGGUCAAAGCUUGCAGCUUCCACAUCACAUCCAUAACCUACACCUGGAGCAGAUUUCCCAGUACGUGUUAGUGAAACAAACGCAAGGCUUCACACUAGCCUGGGAGGGACACAGCGGCUCAGUCUACAUUCAACUCAGCCCAGAAUUUGUAGGCAGAACCUGUGGCCUGUGUGGGAACUUCAAUGCCGAUGUACAGGACGACCUCAGGACCAGCUAUGGUGUCCUUACUCAUGAAAUAGAAAUGUUUGGAAACAGCUGGGCGGAGACAGAACCACUUCAGGCUUCGUGUCCCAUGGUGCCCUUGAGUUUUCCCUCACCUUGUACAGCAGUUGAUGUGCAUAUCUUGCUGAAAGUGGAGGAAAUAUGCCUAAUGCUGCUAGAUCCACCAUUUCAAAGCUGCCACGACUUUGUCAGCCCUUUGUCCUACAUGGCCAGCUGCUUCAACGACAUCUGCUCGUCGGGUCCAAGCGAUGAUGCGGUAUGUCAAGUGUUUACGGAGUACUCCCGAGCCUGCGCCCAUGCUGACCAUCCACUCAACGACUGGAGGGACCAUAUUCCUCAGUGUGUGAAGGAGUGUCCGGUAGGUCUGCAGUACCUGGAAUGUAUCAGCUGUUGCCCGUCAUCCUGCAAGCUGGAGCGAACAUGCAUCGAUAGCAGGCUGACCUGCCUGGAUGGAUGUCACUGUCCCGAUGGUUUGAUAUUUGAGGAUGGCAACUGUGUGACGCCUUCUGACUGUCCAUGUGAGUCCCAUGGUGUCUUCUACCCAUCUGGACAUACCAUACAAGAGGAAUGCAACAAUUGCACAUGUGUGGCUGGAUUGUGGAAUUGCACUGAAUACAACUGUCCAGGCGAAUGCUCUGUGACUGGCGAUAUGUAUUUCCAGUCAUUCGAUGGGCGUGUCUACACCUUCCCCGCAACGUGUCAGUAUGUCCUUGUCAAGAGUCGCAACUCAAGGAAGUUCACAGUCACCAUCCAGAAUGCCCCUUGUGGAGCUAAUCUGGAUGGGUCUUGCAUCCAGUCUGUGAGCUUAAUUAUUGAUGAGGAUCCUAAACUGGAGAUUACACUGAGCCACAUUGGCGAAGUCUUCAUUGCCGGGCAGUAUCGCAUCUCCCUACCCUACUCUGACGACAACUUCCACAUUCAAGAGCUCUCAUCCAUGUUCCUCCAAGUGAAGACAAUGUUCGGCCUACGUCUGCAGUACAGCUGGAAAGAGUUUCGUCUCUACUUGCAGGCCAAUGCGCAAUGGAAGGAUGAUACAGUGGGGCUUUGUGGAACCUUCAACGGCAACAUUCAAGAUGACUUCUUUCAUCACCUACUCUUGUCUCCCUUCAGAUCUCCAGCUGGUAUGAUAGAAAGCACUCCUUUACUGUUUGGAAAUGCCUGGAGGGUCUCGUCAGCGUGUACGCCCAGCUUGAUCACUCCUCAGCUUGACCCCUGCGACACACACCAACAAGCUGUGGCCUAUGCAUCCGAGAUGUGUGAUAUUCUGAACCGGGAUCUGUUCUCUCCCUGCCAUGAAUACCUCAGUCCAGUGCCAUUUCACCAGCAGUGCCGUUCAGAUACCUGCAAAUGCGGAACAGCUUGCCUUUGCUCUGCUCUGGCUCACUAUGCUCGCCACUGCCGCCGAUUUUCCAUAGUCAUUGACUUCCGGUCACAUAUACACGACUGUGCGGUCACCUGCCCCAUCACCAUGCAGUACGGCGUGUGCGUGUCAUCCUGCCAACGCCGUUGCUCCGCCCUUUCCUCCUCGCAGCACUGUGGGGGGGAGUGCGAAGAAGGCUGUGUCUGCCCGCUGGGAUUAUUCUACAACCAGCUAACACACACUUGUGUGCACAGGAAUGAGUGUCCCUGCACUUUCCUCGGUGCUGAUUACGAACCAGGAGACGUGAUCAUGACAUCAGCAGGUGUUCAGCUGUGUCUGGAUGGUAAAUUUGUGUCACAAACAACAGAUGGUGACAGGUUAUGCCCUGAGAGUCAGUUAUACCACAACUGCUCUGAGGAUGAGAAUGGCCUUCUUCCAGGACGAGGUGUGGCCUGUGAGCGUACUUGUGAAUCUUACCUCCUCAACCUGACCUGCUCAGCACAUGAGCCAUGUCUAAGUGGAUGUACUUGCCCAUCUGGCUUGUUGAAACAUGGAGACGACUGCUUUGAGCCUGAUGCGUGCCCCUGUCUGUGGAAAGGAAAAGAGUAUUACCCUGGCGACAAAGUGUCUUCCCCCUGCCAUCAGUGUAUUUGUCAGCAUGGGACCUUCCAGUGUGUGUUCCGUCCAUGUCCAUCCAUGUGCACAACUUACGGAGAUCGUCAUUACAGAACCUUUGAUGGCCUGCUCUUUGACUAUGUUGGUGCUUGUCCAGUUUAUCUUGUAAAGAGCAGUGCCGAUAUGAUUUUCAGCGUGAUAGCAGAAAACAUCGACUGUUUUGAGAAUGGCAUGAUCUGCAGGAAAUCUUUGUUGAUCAGCAUUGGAAGAUCCUUCAUAGCUUUUGAUGAUGACACUGGGCAGCCUAACCCAUCAAGUGUCAUAGGAAAGAAUCAGAAGAUGGUCAUCUGGCCUGCCGGCUACUUCUCUGUGAUUCAUUUUCCAGAGGAGGUCAUCACCAUCCUAUGGGACCGUAAAACCACGAUCCACAUUCAGGUUGGACCUCGUUGGCAGGAGAAGCUGAGUGGUCUAUGUGGAAACUUUGACAUGAAGACAGUGAAUGAGAUGCGCACACCCGACCACAUGGACACAACAACAUCACAAGAGUUCGGAAAUAGUUGGACAGCAGCUGCGUGUGUGAAUGGUCCAGAUAUGAGACACCCGUGCACUCUGAAUCCACUCAGAGAGCCGUUUGCCAAGCAGCAGUGUGCUGUCCUGCUCAGUGAGGUCUUCCAGGCCUGCCACCCAGUGGUGGAUGUUACCUGGUUCUACAUGAACUGCCUGGCAGACACAUGUGGUUGCAAUCGUGGAGGAGAUUGUGAAUGCUUUUGCACUAGUGUGGCAGUGUACGCUCAACGAUGCUGUCACCAGCGUAUUCCUGUCGAUUGGCGCGCCCCCUCUCUGUGCCCAUUUGAUUGUGAAUUCUACAACAAAGUUCUUGGUAAAGGCCCUUUUAGGUUUCUCCCCUUCAGAGAUCGGACUUCGGCGCUUGUUGCCAGCAGGUCCAGCGGCUCAGUAUUUGUGAAGCGAGGAAACCUCAGUGACACCGCCGACACCCUCUCACAUUUUAUGAUGACACCAGGCCUGAGCAGAGCCCGACCACAUGACACAUCGCGGAUAUCCUUUGAGGCAGCGCAUAGACCCAAUUAUUUUCUGUACGUGAGCCCCAGUGGCCAGGUGAAGCUGGUCAAGUGGGCAGAAAGCGAGGCUUUCUGGGAACGAGCCACCUUUGUGCUCCACAGGGACACCUGGGUCUCAGGCUAUGACUCUCUGGAGUCCCACGCAAAGCCUGGGUUCUUCUUACAUGCCACCCUCCCUCGCCUCCACCUGCUCAAAUAUCGUUACACAGACAGCUUCCGCAAGGCCACUCUUUUCAAACUUGCAGGCUCUGGCCCAGAUGACCUGCCUCGUCCACAGUGCCAGUGGAGAUAUGACUCCUGCGUCAGCCCGUGUUUCAAAACUUGCAGCGACCCAUCAGCGGAAGCCUGUGUUGCCAUCCCACGAGUGGAGGGCUGCCUUCCUGUCUGUCCCCCACAAAUGGUCCUGGAUGAAGUUACUCGUCGUUGUGUCUACAUUGAAGACUGUAUCAAAGCCCCAGUUAUUUUGCCCAUCAUUCCAACCAGUGCCAUACCAAGUUCUAGGACUAUAUCCUCUGCGCCGACCACUGCAUCACUCAAGACCACCACUAGUCUAUCUGCCCCUUCUUGGUCUACUCCAACCACCAAAAUCACCACCACUGUUCUUGCUGUGAGCACGCCACCAUCAAUUUCUGAUGAGUCAACUCAACCAACCAUCCCCUCACCUGCUGCACUUCCUGAACCUUCCAAAACAGCAGCACCUCUUGCACCAUUGCCUCCCACUUUAAGGCCUGAAGUGGAUGAACCUCUGUCCACUCUAAAAGUUACCAAAGACCAUACCGCUGCUAAGAGUGCCACCAUCAGCCCCUUUGGAUCCAGCACCUUCAGGUUUAGUAGUACUCCCUUUGUAAUCACUUCUCUUUUCUGGUUAACUUCCUCCACCAGGCCCACUGUCUCCCUCCGUCCUCGCGUCACCACAAAAGCCACGCCCACCACAACAUUAACCACUAGCUCUUAUGAGGGGGCAACAUCCGCUUUUCCGCUUGCCACUGAGAAGUCCACAGAGACAAAACUUCCAUUUGUGGUGUUCCCAUUUGGAACCACUUCUCAUACACCGCCAGUUUCAGAGACUUCAACAGUGACAGACCGGACCACCCUACCCAGAUCUACUGACACUACAUACACUGAAUCUAGGAGCACAAAGCCUUUAACACUAGGGAGAACUCCUCCAAUGUCCCCAAUCGCACCUGCCACUCCUGGUUUACUAAGUACAGCCUCUUCAACCACUUCCCCCCUGUUUGCACCACCUCCUUUCAAAACAACAACCGCAUCAACAGUCACUUCACCAACAACCACAGAGUCAGUCACUCCAGUUGAACCCUUUAAAACCAGCACAACAACACAGUUCAUUAGUCCAAAGACUAUGACUCCCCCUGUUGCUGAAUUCACCACUGAGAAGGUAAUUUUAACCACCCCAGCUGCUCCUGAGCUACCAACAUCAUUGCCAAUCUAUUUUGCUUGGACUUCAACUGUCCCCAGUCCGACCUCGGCAGCCUCAGACCGGCGAUCAACUACAAAAACAACAACCGUACUUGAAUCUACCACGUCCAAAAUAACUGCUGCCACCAUAUUACUGACUGCUCAGCCACCCCCUAAAUUUACAGCCACAAUUCCCGGGUCUACUUUGAUUCAGUCUUCAACUUCAAGAUCUCCAACAAUAGCUGUAGCCACCACUGUGACAACCAGUCCAAUUUUAUCUGCAAAGUCAACUGCCCCACCAGUUAGUCCCAAGGAGACCAUUCUUCCUCCACUAUCAUCAAGCUCCACUACGCAGACUUCACAACCAUGGCAUCCUCCCGGUUUCCUUACCUCUUCCAGCCAGUUGUACAGUCAUACAAAAAAGACAACAGUACAGCGCACCUCUCAAACUGUUCCACAUGUGGUCAGUUUGACUAAAACAACUGAAGUACCUCGACUUCCAGUGCCAAGGCCAGUCAUCACCUCUGCUACAGCAACUGCAGACACUACUACAACUGCUAAGACUACAUCUUACAGGAUGCCUACUACAGAAUUUAAAACCAAGACACAUAUUACUUCAGUGCGUCCCCCUAAACCCGAAGUUCCUGGUACUUUUCUCACAAUAGGGCCUACAAGACCUGUCACUGUAACCACCACCCACAGGCCUGUUACAGUACAACCAGUCGCAGUGACAAUGCAUCCAGUAACGAGCAGCGUGGAAUUUACAAGAGACACAACAACGCCAAUUUCAUCUGUUUCUCUACCUGACAUAACGUCUUCAACAUCCAGAAAACCAACUUUCCCUAUCAAGGUCACCACACAGCUUGCGUCAACUGUAAGAUCUACAUUUGCUGCAACAACUACAACUACAACCACACAGUUGACCUCGAUUAGACCGACACAGAGAGUUCCAGUGACAAGAGUUACACCCAAAAUCAUAUCAACCGAGAGGCCAAUCACAGCAAGGGUAACUAUAGAAACAAGACCGCUGACAGCAACCAUCAAAACAAGCAGUUCACCAACUGUCGCGCCACAGCCAAGUAAAACAACUGUAUUUGGAGCUCCAUCUCCAACCACAUCAGCAGAAUCAUUAACCUCAGUGAGCACAACAGCCCCUGCAGACACAACAACAAUGCCCACCACAGUGGUCCCACCUCCUAUGCCUGAGGCAACCAUACCAAUCUCUGGCCUGACAACCACAAAAUCUGAAGCGGCACCAGGCAUUUCCCAACCAGUAACAUCUCCACCACUUGCCAUAACCAUCCAGACUCAGAGACCUGCUAUUACUCCUGCUAUAUUGUCUGUUCCUGUAACCAGAACAGUCCAAACAACUGUGCUGGAUAGGAUGAAUCGUACCAGUCCUGGUGUAACAACAUUGGAAAAAUCCAAGCCUACAUCAGAUAGUGUAACAGCCCCAGCUGUAUCUGUCACAAGGAUGUGUACGCCUCCAUACGCAGAGAUUGUUGAUGAGUGCACCAAGUUCAUCUGUGUGGACAGCCAGCUCGUCUUGUUCAAUAAGUCCCAAAGCUGCUCCUUCUCCUCUGAGCCGAUGAACUGUGGCCUUCUUGGUUUUGCCAUAUUGUCUAAUGGUGACAAAUGUUGCCCCCUGUGGGACUGUCCAUGUCGCUGCUCUUUGUUUCCAGAUUUGAAUGUGAUCACAUUUGACGGAAGUAGUGUUGCCAUCUAUAAAGCUGCCUGGUUCAUAGUGAGCCAGUUACCCAAUGAGACAGUCAGUGUUUUGGUACAGGAGUGCCCUGCUGGAUCAGACUCACAACUUCGGUGGAAUUUUACAAACCUAUGUUUGGUAACACUCAACAUUACCCAUAAUUUCGACCACAUCAUUAUCGACAGGCUCCAGAGGAGGCUGUAUGUCAACUCACGAUAUGCCAGGCCUCGUUUUAAAAAGCUUGGUUUUGAGAUCUACGACACAGGCAACAUGUAUCUGAUCCGAAGCCCUACUGGUCUCAAGCUGCAGUGGUAUCACAGCACUGGAAUGAUGGUGAUCGACAGUGGAAGCCCCAGCUCCAGCAAGAAGCUGCCUACUGUGGGCCUAUGUGGUUUCUGUGAUGGAGAUCCAAGUAAUGACCUGACUCUGGCCAAUGGCACCACUGUGGGGAGGAACGUGGAUCCAUCGCUCUUCAUCAGUAGCUGGGAGGUUCCCAACACUACUAGCUAUGUCAGUCACAGUCGACGCAGAGAGUUCAACUGCUCCACCAGUGACUGCUCACGGUGCCUGGUCAUGGUGCAGAAACCGGUCUUCUUCCCCUGCCAUGCCUUUGUUUCCCCGAGUACUUUUUGUGAGGUUUGGGUCCAAGAUGCGGAGUAUGUGAACAACCAGUGUGUGGCACUGGCUGCCUACGUAGCCUCUUGCCACAAAUUCAACGUCUGUAUUGAGUGGAGGAGACCAGAUUACUGUCCCUUCAUGUGCCCUGAAACGCUGCAAUAUCAUGCCUGUCUGCCGGUCUGCACAGCUCAGUCAUGUCCAAACCAGAAUUUUGAUUUAGACCCAGACCAAUGUUCAGGCCUCACUGAGGGUUGUGCCUGCCCGGAAGGAACGCUUCUCCAUCGGCCAUAUACUGCCCUCUGCAUAGCCCCCAACAAGUGUGCCUGCACUGACAGUUCUGGCAUUCCACGUGCACACGGUGAGGUGUGGAAGGCCUCAAAGGACUCCUGCUGCAUGUACCGCUGCGACAAGGACACGGUCAUCCCUGUGGAGUACAACUGUUCCACCACGACGGCGCCUGUGUGCCAGCGAGCAGGAGAGGUGGUCGUCAGCCUGGCAGAUGACACCAGUUGCUGCCCCCGUAAAGUCUGUGUGUGUAAUCAGACUCAUUGUGACCUCCUGCCUCCUGACUGUAAAUAUGGGGAGAAGCUGGUGUCAUACUACCGAAAAGACUCGUGCUGCCCAGACUAUGUGUGCGAGUGUGAUCCCACAAGUUGUGAGGCCGAUAUUCCCACCUGUAGAAGUGACCAGUCCUUGGUCACGACCAGAACUCAUGACAGUUGCUGCCUGACUCACAUCUGCAUCUGUUCAUCUUGUGUGGACACUCCUCCACUGUGUCGGGAUGGGGAGGUUCUGACUGUGGGCCCUAACACCAAGGACCACUGCUGCCCCACCUACCAAUGUGUAUGUGAACCUUCUAGAUGUCCUCAACUCAGCUGUCCAAUUGGGAUGGCACUGGUGUCAGUGACCAGUUCAGAUCACUGCUGUGCCAACCACACAUGCGUGUGCUCCUGUGACAAGAUUGCUCCUCCCAAAUGUGAACUGGGAGAGGCUCCUCAGCUGGAGCAGGCCUUCCUGUCUGACCCACAGAAUCAAUGUGCCUGCAAAAGGUACAAGUGUGUGCGAGAGGCGGUAUGCGUGUACCAGGGGGUGGUACAGGGGUUGCUGCGACCCGGUCAGACCCUGGUGGAACAUCGUGAGGACGGCUUAUGCUACAGCCGGCAGUGCAGCCGCACCCUGGACAUGUCAAGUGGCUUUCACAUUCUCCGGACCAGCAGCACCAACUGCUCGGCCCUCUGUAAAAUCAAUCAAAUCUAUAUCCCCGCAAAAGACCAAUCUACGUGCUGUGGAGUUUGCAAGAAUAUAUCGUGCCUUUACACUCAUGAAAAUGGGACAACAAUGCUCUAUAAGCCAGGGAAAUCUUGGGUGUCCAACUGCCUGAAGUUUGAAUGCUCAGACACUCUGUCUGGUCCAACACUGAUCUCCUACCCCUUCAGCUGUCCCCCCUUCAACGAAACAGAGUGUAUGAAGAUUGGAGGAACUAUCUUAAGUUACAUGGACGGAUGUUGCAAGACAUGCAAAGAAGAUGGGAAGUCGUGUCAGAAGGUGACAGUGAGGAUGACUAUCAGGAAGAAUGACUGUCGCAGUAACAGACCGGUCAACAUAGUUUCAUGUGACGGGAAGUGUCCGUCAGCCAGCAUCUACAACUACAACAUCAACACUUAUGCGCGUUUCUGCAAGUGUUGUCGGGAGAUGGGGCUGCAGCGACGCUCUGUGCAGCUCUACUGCAGUGGCAACUCCACCUGGGUCAGCUACGCCAUUCAAGAACCCACCGACUGUUCCUGCCAGUGGUCCUAGAACGGAUAUUGCGAUGAACAGAGGUUUGGGUCCUAUCUAAAGAGCCUCAACAGAGUAUUUCAAGUAAUCUGCCGGCAACCGUGCAAAAAAGCUGUUGCAUCUCUGGCAGGGAAGUGAUCGGUGAAGAAACACCGAGCUGGCAGCUGCAAACACACUGCGCACUGUGACAUUUGAACUCUGACCUCUUGAGGCUAGAGAGAGACAGAUUUACAUUGCAGGGAUAGAAAUAGUCACAAAAUGUUAAAGAGAAUAACCCAAAUAAGAAUGAUGUGCUUUAUUGAAGAAAUCUAAGGGAAUUUAGGUAUACAGGAACAAUUUAAUUUGAUGACUGGCAUUAAGAGUGACACACUGCUGUGUUUACAAUUAUUUUAAAAUAGGUUGAGUGUAGAUGUAGAUGUUACAUCCAAUAAGUGUGUAUGCAUUGUGAAGCCCUUUUAGAAAACUGUCUGUGGUCCAUCUUUUAUAUUCGUUUUUGUCAAUUUUUUAAAAAAUGAUUUUAAAUAUAAAAUUCCUCAUACAUCUCACAUAUAUUAAAGUGAAAAACUGUAUAUUUGCAUAUGGGAAUUAAUGUUUACUAUAUUCUAUACUAUAUUCAAAUAAUGAUUGUGACUUGAUUUAAAUCCAGUUGUGUGUGUGGAGCACUUUAUUUAUUUAUUGGGGACUGACAAUUAAAGCAUUGUAUCAAGCCACCAAGCUGAAAAUAAGCAUUCCAACUAAGAACUAAAACACCAACUAAUAAGAAUCCCAUUAAAAUGUCAAGAAUUUUGGCUUUGGUAUUUCAUUGAUCUUUCCUUUUCAACUGACUUGCUAAAUUGCUGUUGAUAUCAACCAAAAAUGAUAAAUACAAUU
Molecule: messenger RNA, 10539 nt
Organism: Syngnathus typhle (broad-nosed pipefish)
Lineage: Eukaryota; Metazoa; Chordata; Actinopteri; Syngnathiformes; Syngnathidae
Gene: otog
Product: otogelin
Exons: 53
Coding region: 1-9690 (3229 amino acids)
Biological process (GO): L-arabinose metabolic process
Cellular component (GO): extracellular matrix
Molecular function (GO): protein binding; alpha-L-arabinofuranosidase activity
Source: RefSeq, a predicted model, not a curated record